UAACCCUAUAGACGCAACGAGAUAUGGCAUCACAGUCGGCUCCCGGUAGUGGGAAUAAUAUUCCUAGCAGCUCCAGCAGUAAUUCAUCUCUUACAAAUGUACAUUCCGACGAACGGUUGGUGGUCGCCGUAAGGAUACGACCACUCAGCGACAGCAACGAGUCAAAUUGCGUGCAGGUGGUCUCUCACCGGACGCUGCUGUUCGACGAAGGAAACCGGAACAAGCCAAAAAAGUACAACUACGACCAUGUAUUUGGCGAGAGCUCGACUCAGGAGGAGGUGUACAAAACGACCACGGCUUCCCUCGUGCAGGAUGUACUGAAUGGAUACAACGCAGCGGUGUUUGCUUACGGGGCAACUGGAUCCGGAAAGACUCAUACCAUGCUGGGACCUAAUCCGAAACGAGCGGCCGCUGCUUCCGACCAAGGUGACACAACAGUCGCUUCCGCUAAAUCACAGCAAGACAGUGGUCUUAUGAUCAAAGCAGUGGCGGAUAUCUUCAAAUUUAUCGAAGAAUCCGAAAAUCCGGACCAUUUUAAGAUAUCUCUAUCCUAUUUGGAAAUUUAUAACGAGUUAAUUCGAGACUUGCUCAAUCCAGGUGGCCCAUUGGAGCUACGUGAAGAUAACAAAGGCAAUCAAUCGGUAGCGGGCCUAUCGGAAAUAUCUACCACCUCGCGUCAAGAAGUCAUCCAAUUGCUAAUGAAAGGCAACAAAGCGCGAACGGUUGAACCAACGGCUGCCAACCAGACGUCGUCCCGUAGCCAUGCGUUGCUUAGCAUCACCGUGCUCAAUCAGACACCUAUAGGAACCAAACAAGGCCGAUUGUUUUUAACCGAUCUUGCUGGAUCGGAGCGUGCCAGGAAAACCAAAAACCGUGGCAAACGUCUCCAGGAAGGAGCUCACAUAAAUCGCAGUCUACUGGCACUUGGCAACUGUAUUAAUGCACUAGCAGGCGGGGCACGAUACGUCAACUACCGAGAUUCCAAACUCACCAGAUUGCUCAAAGAGGCACUCAGCGGUCGUUGCAAGACGGUUAUGAUCGCACAUGUUGCUCCGGAAGCGAAGCACCGAGACGAAACCAAAAAUACGCUUGUUUAUGCAGAUCGAGCUAAUCACAUUACCACUCGUUUGCAAAAUCCAACCAUCUUGGAGGAGAAUCGAGAGCUACCGAUUGCACACUAUCAAGGCAUGGUAGCUGAACUACGGGAUGAGGUUGGUAGGCUAAAGUCGAAAAUGAUGUCGGAUCGUCCACGGAGUGGUGCUGCGCUUCAAAGACAACAACAACCAGAAGAUCAGCAAAAGAAAGUCGAACUGAAGUACCUUCGAGAGCAAAUUGUACAAACUUUCAAGCAGCAGAUGAGACUUCGGCGAAGGCUUCUGGAGGCGGACAGUCAUCUGUUGGGAUUGGAACUGGAUUCAGAACGACAGCAUAUGGUCAUAUCACACUGGCAAAGUCGACAGGGAAAGCUAUACGAUCGGAUGGAUGAGGAUGAUGUCAUUGUAGAUUCCGACUCCGAAGGGAAUUCAGCGUUGCGUUCUGCCUGGAACGAGCUGUCAGCCAUAGAAAAGGAGGUCAAACGGUACCGCGAGAUACGGGUGGCAACCGAGCAUGACUUGGAGGAAUGCAGGAAGAGAGGAGUUGCACUGGAAGACGAACUUCCGGAAAGAAUCAGCAGCGAUGAGGAACGCGAACUCUUAUCCCUACUGUGUAGGGUUCACGAGCUGGAAGCGGAUAAGGUUUCACUGCAAGCGGAGCGAUUGGCACGCCAAGCGGAACUCAGACGUCGUGAUCUGCAGCUUCUUCGAGCAGAGCGUCAGAGGCGCCUAUGUGAGGACAUUAUCAGCACCCAGCGGAGAAUUAUUGAAGAAGGGCAAGUUGAUCUUCCAGAGGAUCUACGCGAGCUGUACGCUUUGUAUCAACAGGAAAUUCACGCUAGUACUUAUACCAGUGGUCUCUAUACGGCCAGCCGUGACUAUUACGAUAGUAAAUUACCUCCGAUAAAUCUCAGAGAGCUUGGCAUGAAUUCUCCGGGAAGUUCCAGUUCCAGCUCGGAGUGGUCCCCUUCGCCGUUGCCUCCUAUUGAUGCAGAAGGCAACCUGAUCAACCCGGAUCGCGUGAUGGGUGCACCAGUGGGACCCAAGCUUCCCUCGAUUAACCGUUUACGUAGCAGCUACGGCAGUACACAGAGCGCAUCCAGUGAUGAUUGAAUCUGAAGUUAUUCCAUGAUCUAACCCAUUACCAAUUGAGAAUUCCUUUCGUGAUACG
Molecule: messenger RNA, 2265 nt
Organism: Ochlerotatus camptorhynchus
Lineage: Eukaryota; Metazoa; Arthropoda; Insecta; Diptera; Culicidae
Gene: Kif19A
Product: Kinesin family member 19A
Exons: 10
Coding region: 24-2207 (727 amino acids)
Biological process (GO): microtubule-based movement
Molecular function (GO): microtubule motor activity; ATP binding; microtubule binding
Source: RefSeq, a predicted model, not a curated record